Molecule: messenger RNA, 357 nt
Organism: Hirsutella rhossiliensis
Lineage: Eukaryota; Fungi; Ascomycota; Sordariomycetes; Hypocreales; Ophiocordycipitaceae
Exons: 3
Coding region: 1-357 (118 amino acids)
Source: RefSeq, a predicted model, not a curated record
AUGGGCUGGGGCCAACAGACCAGCUACGUUAUUGCCUUCUCUGCUGAAGGCGCCACGGAUGUAACACGACGAUACGUCCGCAGAGAAAGAUGCGGAAACGUUCGGAAUCGCUGCCCAGAGCCCGUUUUGGUCUACAUACUCGAUGAGAUCAACCGCUUGCGGCAGGGGCAGCUAGAUGUGGCCGCCAGAAACCGUCUGAAACUGGAAGCUCUCCGAGAGCAGCAGGAGCUUCAAGAGUCGAUUGUAUCUGCCAUUACCGCUGACUUCCUCUCGUCCCAACGAGAACCCGCAGCCCGUGGAGCGAGAGCUGGAGAGCCAGGACCCAAGAUUCCCGAGGUAGAAACAUGUUGCGCUUAG